Molecule: messenger RNA, 765 nt
Organism: Symbiodinium sp. CCMP2592
Lineage: Eukaryota; Dinophyceae; Suessiales; Symbiodiniaceae
Source: the annotation of a GenBank genome assembly
AUGCAUCAAACUAUUGGACGUGUGGAUGGUACAGCUUUUGCUGUGAUCCGGCAACUCAUGUGCACGAUGAUGACGUGGUGGUGCCCUGAGGAGUGCCUGAAGCACGGCGCGGCCGCGGUCGGGAUGGCCAUCAGCGAAGAGAGUCGCUGCGUCACCUCCAAGGACAAGGUGGCUGAUGCCCUUCAGAAGAGCUACCGCCUUCUGCGGCAGAAGUUGGACUUCCCUCCCAAGGACAUCAUCUUGGAUUGCCCCCUCCAGAGCUUGCGACUCGACGAGCAUCCUGCAGCGUCAGGCGUACCUGCCCGCAUGCCAGCGUGGUUGCACACCAUCUUCCUUCAGCAUGUCAUUCCGAAAGGUCUCAACGUGGCCCUGGUCGACGCCGGCAGCCUCCCGCUGUACACAAGGAGACGCGGCAGCGCUGCGAAGACGCUGGCUGGUGAUCCUGAACAGCGGCAAGGUUUUUGCCGUCCUCGAGCGCUUCAUGGAAGCGACGCCGGCCUCGUUGAAGUCACGGGAUCCUAUGUCUCGUGGUUCUCAGUGACCUCAGGGAGAAGGCGUCUGCGGCCGUUGUACGUCUCCUCAGAAGAGAUUCGGGCAAGGGGCACCGUCAGCGCGUCGGUCUUCCACGCCUUCUGGAGCACGGUGCGCUUUGCGGCCAACUUCCACAGGCCGGGGUGGCGGCUUGUCGAGCCGCAAGACCUUUCUGGACAACUGAGCCCCUCGGUCUUGGAGAUGGCAGCGAAAGGUACUUCUGAGACCCAGUGA